Messenger RNA from Amphiprion ocellaris (clown anemonefish), 2808 nucleotides. It is a transcript of the gene insig2, whose product is annotated as insulin induced gene 2. Gene Ontology annotation, biological process: cholesterol biosynthetic process; SREBP-SCAP complex retention in endoplasmic reticulum; cellular response to insulin stimulus. The transcript is spliced from 8 exons. Gene Ontology annotation, cellular component: endoplasmic reticulum; SREBP-SCAP-Insig complex. The coding region runs from base 222 to 950 and encodes 242 amino acids. The record is from RefSeq and is a predicted model, not a curated record. Lineage: Eukaryota; Metazoa; Chordata; Actinopteri; Pomacentridae.
GACAAAUUAGUAUUUUCGUCUACUGCAGGCUGGUAUCUCAGUGAGCUGCUUCAGAUGGUAUUUCAGAUUAUAUUUGUAUUCCUUGAAGGUCUUUGUCAGCAUUAGCAAGUGCUGAAAAACAAAUGUGGACGCUGCUUCAUGUUUUGGAAUGUCAGGGCACAUUCAGCUUACAGGCGGAUAAAGACCUCACAGUUUUGUAUUUCCCUGACUAAGGCUUACGAAUGUCCCUAAUACUGACAGCCAUGAAUGACAACGCAGUGAGCAGCGGCAAGCAGCAGUGGGCAGGGUCUGGAGAGGUGAUGCACCAUUCUCGGGGACCCUAUAUCUCAGUCAUCACCAACAGGACCACCAACCUGUUGAUCCGAGGGGGCAUGCUGUUCUCUGUUGGCGUCUUCCUUGCCCUGGUGCUUAACUUACUUCAGGUGCAGAGACAUGUCACCCUCUUUCCCCCCGAUGUCAUCAGCAGUAUCUUCUCCUCAGCGUGGUGGGUGCCGCCCUGCUGUGGCACAGCCUCAGCAAUGAUCGGGUUGUUGUACCCCUGCAUUGACAGCCGUCUGGGUGAGCCACACAAGUUUAAACGGGAAUGGUCCAGCGUGAUGCGGUGCGUGGCUGUUUUUGUGGGCAUCAACCAUGCCAGUGCUAAAGUGGACUUUGCUAACAAUGUCCAGUUGUCUCUGACUCUGGCGGCGCUCUCCAUUGGUUUGUGGUGGACAUUCGAUCGCUCCCGCAGUGGCUUUGGUCUGGGAGUCACCAUCGCUCUGCUGGCAACACUGGCCACCCAGCUCCUGGUUUACAAUGAAGUCUUUCAGUAUACCUCUCCAGAUUUCCUGUAUAUUCGCUCAUGGUUGCCCUGCAUCUUCUUUGCAGGGGUUAUAACCAUGGGAAACAUAGGACGGCAGCUAGCCUUGUAUGAAUAUAAAUUCCUUCAGGAGAAGACCCAUCAAGACUGAGGGAUGUUUUGGCUUCAUCAGGCCUCUGCUCAAAAUGACUUUGUCUUCAUCCCAAUGUGAGGCCAGAGACUGGUUAUCAGAGAACAUGCAGCAGAGACCAGAGUGAGCUGACCUUGGACACUCCAUUCAGGUCAUGCUUAUCGCUGAACAAGACAGUAUUUUUGAUUGGCUCUCAUCAGGCCUUUUGAUGAUCAUGGCAGCUGGCGGCCACAUUCCACCCUGGGCUAAGGAGAACAAUGAAAGUAUAGCUUGUCUCUUUUUUUCCUUUGGUGCAGUUUAUCUCUACUUACUUGGAAAGGGAUUAGUGUUGAAGCAACUAUCGUUCUUCAGAUCAACACAGAUGUUUCAAACCUUUGGCUCCAUUGUGCCAAACACAGUCAAACAGGAUCAGUUUUUAAGUCUGCUCUUCUGAUUUUUCCACAUCCUGCACAUAUCAGUGGAGAACACACAGCGUACUUAAUGUAUGUCUACAGAGAUAUGCAUCCAUGUCCCAGACCUUUUAUUGUAUGUAGUUUGCUUAUAUCUACUUUUACGUUUCCUUGAAGACAAUGUCAAAUAACGGAAUGAUGUUGGGUGCUGUAUGAGAAUCUACCCUGGCUGUGGGGACCCAGGGGAUUCAGUGUUCACCUGAGUUAGGUAUUUCUCUCAGCCACACCAGGUCUUUUUGUCACCAACAUGUACAUUAUAAUCAGGUCCAAAGAAUGAAAGGAUACAUGAAGCUCUAUGGGUUUUGAUUGGAAGUGAAAGGUAUGUUUGGAAGAAGAAAUCAUCCAUACGGGAACGCUAGGAUCAGUUGUAAUCAUAUGAAAUACUAUUUUCAUUUCUGGAAGCAACACUUAGCCAAAAAUGUCUCUAUAGCCUUUUCUGUUGCUUGUUAAAAAUAUGCAAAAGGCAGCAUUUGCUUUCCCCAAUACAGCAGGAAUGCCAACAUUUUCCAACCUAUUUUCUUUAUGGAGCUUAAAUAUUAAAUUAUGUUGGAAUACCUGACACAUAUUGUACUAGAUAAUAGAGAUGGAACCUUAGAACUUAACACAGAAUCAAAUAAAUUAUCUUGGGUGUGUGUCAAGAUUGUAUGAAUGGUACAUAUAACAAAAUGGGUUAGCUUAAUAUUUACAGAAAAUGCACACUAGCUUAGAGCCAUAUACACCAUGUAAACUGGACAUCUCUUGGCAGUUUGUGUUCUGUUUUCACUUAUGGUGUCAUGAGUUUGGGGUAUUUUUGUCAAUCACUUAGGAUCUAGACUCUGGACUUAUUUUCAUGCACAUGAAUCUAUAAUACUGCAUAUUUUCCUUCUUCUUUGGUGGGUUAGAUAAUUAAGUCUUGGAUGUGUUUGUUGUGAUUGUAAUGCAGGAAUGGGUUUGUGCAAAGAAAGCCUGUAAAUAUGGUGAUUAGCAGUGUUAAAUUCUUGCUGCAUUUAUGCAGCAUGUUUGUUGGCUUGAUGUAUUGAGAAACCUCCUUUUAGCAAUUAACAAAUACAAAAAAAAAAACACCUGCAGAAUAUAAACAUUGAGCACUUAUGUAUCUGCAAGUGAGUGUAUAAGUAUAUAACUUAAGCAACAGUUUCUUUAUGAUGGAAUAUGAUAGGAUUAGUUACCAUUAAAGCGGUUCUAAUAUUUUGUGAUAUAGGUUAGAUGACAUGGAAAACACAAUGGAGAAAGCAUUUUAAUGCUUUUUUGGAGUGAAAUAUUUUGUAACCGACCUGUAGCAACUGUAACUCUUAUUUUUUGAAAAUAUGACAACCUGUUACUUGCUUUAUGAAUUAUGUAUGAUGUUUUAAAAGGGAUUAAUAGUUCUUCUUACUAAAGCAAACUUUUAAACAAACGUGCAGUUUUGAUGAAAUAAAGACUAUGACCUUUUG